ACUAAAUCAUACUAAAUCAUAAAACAUUUAAAACCAGCAAGUUGACAUAUAGAAUACAUGCACACAGUGGAUCAAAUUGCAUGACAGGGGAUCAGCAAUAGGAAACUUUAUCUAAACGUGGUUUUAAUACAACAAUUAAGUACUUAACUCAGGACCAGCAAUCUCACAACGAUAAACAGAUUAAUAUCUAAUAAACUAUUAACAUGGUUUAUUUUGUUAUUCGAGCUUAGGCUUCCAGCAGGACCAUAGUUACCGUAACUCCAGCUUGUCUUAGAAUCAUACUACCUUAUUGUCUAGUUACUGGAACUCCAGUUUGUCGCUAAGAUGAAGAUGAGCAUCAGAAUGUCAGCCAGCUCUGUCAUUGUACUCCUGGCCCUCCUGACCAUCACUGAGGGGAUGAGCCUAGGCAACUUGGGGUCAGACUCACGUUGUCGCUGUAUCCAGACGGAGGGACGUCGGAUUGGUAAACUCAUUGAGAAGGUGGGGAUAUUCCCUCCCAGCUCGCACUGCAAAGACACUGAGAUCAUAGCCACUCUGAAGGGGAGCAGUAAGGAGAUUUGUUUGGACAUCAGCGCUCCCUGGAUCAAGAAGUUCAUUGAGAAGAUGCUGGCCAACAAGAAGCCUUGAAACCCAGACUUCCAUUGACAUGAUCAACGCUAUCAAGAGCUACUUCGCAACCAGGGAGAGUUUUCAGUGCUACUACCUUUACAAUUGAUGGACUGCAUUUACGUAGCGCUUACCUAGCACUUGAAUGUCUUCACAUUGGGGAACACACCUGUUCCACUACCAAUGUGUAGCAUCCUUUAUAUUAGAGAGUCUGAGGUUGGUUUAGUUGUCAUCAUUUAUCCUACACUCUGUGACAAGUGGAUAUGGGACAGCUCUUUGCAGCCGGGACUCUCUUACACUGCAUUUGGCCUGGUGGGCGGGGCUAUACGUCACAGUGGGUGUUCAUUAAAGUGUGCACAUUCGAGUCCACGUCGCUGUGUGUGGUAUGUCAUUUGUUAUGUUGCUGACUCACGUGCCCCCAAAGUAACUGCCCAUCAGAGAUAAAUAACCUUUCUUGAAUUGAAUAAUGUUGAAUCGAGUCUAGUGCUCAGAGUUGGGGUCACAUAAUCCAUCCUACUGACAUCUAUGUACAACAGUGGCUGUUUCAUGAAAGAAGUAAAUGAUUUUGGAUCUCGUGUAUUAUGUUUAAUCAAAAGACCAAGAUAUGUGCAAAGUGGCCAUUAUAUGUAUUUAAAUGUAAAUGGAUAUAUAUUGAUAGAACAAAUAAACUGUAAUUGAAAAUUGUGCGUAGCUUACUGUUUUAUAAAAGUACUUCAGGGUUACUCAAUCAAAAAGGUAAAAACCUGCAUACUGUCAGUUUAGCUGUUGCACUUGUAUUUGGCACUUUCUUCCUGUAGUAUGAACAAAGGUUGCAUUGUGUAAAUCUCUACCACAAGUCAAUGUAGAUUGUUUUCAUAUAGGGAAUACAAUUCUACCAAUGUGCAGGUUUCCCCCGUUCGCUUUUGACUGAUCCUCCAAAGCUGACACACAGCUGUCAAGUAUUACUAUGGUAAUUAACUGUAUGGAAACUUUGGGAAUUUAUAGCUGAAGUUUAAUUAAAUCAUAGCUAUAUACCUAUAAAUUCUAACAGAUGAAACCUCUCCCAUAUUGUCUUAUAUCAAAGAUAUAGAAAUCCCCGGUAUAUGAGGUGCACCACAAGCCCAGCCUCAAUGAUCUAGCUAGCUAGCCAACCACAGCUUUGCCGUCUCCAUUCGCUUUGUUUUUGGUCAGUAGAAUUGCCUCUUAUGCAACUGAAUUAAAAGCAACAACAAAAAAACGUAUAUUUGUAUAUAUACAGUGGGGAGAACAAGUAUUUGAUACACU
Coregonus clupeaformis (lake whitefish) is the source of this 1869-nucleotide messenger RNA. Its product is annotated as permeability factor 2. Gene Ontology annotation, cellular component: extracellular region. The transcript is spliced from 4 exons. NCBI's taxonomy places the organism in Eukaryota, Metazoa, Chordata, Actinopteri, Salmoniformes, Salmonidae. The record is from RefSeq and is a predicted model, not a curated record. Bases 325 to 627 code for a protein of 100 amino acids. Gene Ontology annotation, biological process: cellular response to lipopolysaccharide; chemokine-mediated signaling pathway; antimicrobial humoral immune response mediated by antimicrobial peptide. Gene Ontology annotation, molecular function: CXCR chemokine receptor binding; chemokine activity.